This is a messenger RNA of Aspergillus versicolor CBS 583.65, 4302 nucleotides long. RefSeq lists its product as uncharacterized. The coding region runs from base 1 to 4302 and encodes 1433 amino acids. Gene Ontology annotation, molecular function: ATP hydrolysis activity; ABC-type transporter activity; ATP binding. Lineage: Eukaryota; Fungi; Ascomycota; Eurotiomycetes; Eurotiales; Aspergillaceae. The record is from RefSeq and is a predicted model, not a curated record. Gene Ontology annotation, biological process: transmembrane transport. The transcript is spliced from 16 exons. Gene Ontology annotation, cellular component: membrane.
AUGCUGCAGUUGCUCGCUCUCCGGAGUCCAUCAAAAUGCUCGAUAUCGAAUCACAAUCGGUUUGGGCCCAUCGCGGACGACGACUGCUACAGUGGGCUUGACUUUACUUUGUUCUUCGAAGAAGCAUUUAUGUGCAUCGCCCCGGCUUCAAUUGGCAUCACAUGGAUCAUCGCUUGCAUUUGGCACUUAAGGGGACAAGCAGUCAUGGUGGCACGAGGAUGGCUAUACUGGGCUAAGCUUGCUUUUUACGUUGCACAACUGUUCCUUCAAGUUGCUUCUCUUGCCCUAUAUACAUCCAGUCCGCGGACUGACCUCAGCAUCCCCUCGGCCAUUCUAUCCAUUCUGACUACUGCCAUCUUCAUGUAUGGCUCUUACAUUGCGCAUCGGCGUUCUAUACGGCCAUCGACAGUUCUAGUUCUAUACCCUGUUGGUACACUUCUAUUUGAAGCUGUCCACGUGCGGACAUUGUACUCGAUCAAAGAUCUCCAGGGAGUAGCUGUCACUCUUCUCGCGCAUCUCGGGACAAAGUCCGCUUUGACAGUGCUUGAGUCCUGGCACAAAGUGAGUCUGGCAUAUUCCAGGGACACGGCUUAUACUCCAGAACAAAUCGAAGGACCAUUAGGGCGCACAUGUUUCGCCUGGCUCAUCAAACUCUUCAUACUUGGUUUAGGGAAGAGACUCACUGUCGAUGAUUUGUUCCCAACGGAGCCCAGCAUGUGUCCUCCCAUUGAGAAGAACUCUCUUGCCUCUCUGUGGGCCCAAAGCGAAAAGAAGCCCAACACGUUGGUCUACAUGGUUAUCCGGGCCUUCUGGUCAGAAAUACUAUCAUGUGUUGCACCGCGAAUGGCCUACAUCGGAUUCGUGAUAGCACAGCCGUACCUCAUCCGGCGUGCCGUGACAUUGUUCGCUCUUCCUAAUGGGGAAAAUGCCCAUGAUCGCGGUGUCCUUUUAAUUGCAGCCUUUGCGCUUGUUUAUGGCGGAAUGGGGAUUUCACUGUCGAUUUCGAAACAUAAAGCGGCCCGUCUGAUUGCUAUGAUCCGCGGCAGUCUGACCAGCAUGAUAUAUGAUCAAACUCUCUUUUUGCAGAGCUCACACGGCCGCGAUGAGGUCGUCACUGCUAUCAGCACAGACAUGGACCGAAUGGCGCUGGGUCUCGGCACGUAUUAUGAGUGCUGGGCGGCGCCGAUUGAAUUGGGCCUCUUCUUUUGGCUCCUAUACCGAGAACUUUAUGAAAGCAGCUUAGCUGCAAUGCUUCUCUCCCUUGGGGCAAUCGUUGGCGUGGUUCUGUUGGCCCCUUAUGCCGUCCGCGCGCAAACCGCCUGGAUUGACACAAUCCAGCGGCGACUUGUCGUUACUGUAGAUCUAAUCAAUGGAGUCAAGGGGGUCAAGAUGUCCGGACUUGUCGACAGGCUUUACACGAUAUUGACAGCCCUCCGUCUUGAGGAAAUAUCCGCAUCCAAGAGGUACCGCUCCAUUGUGACAGGAGUAUAUAUAUUAGCGAGCAUCCAUUCGAUACUCACGCCCACAGUGUCGUUUUCCGUAUACGCUUUCGUCUCACGGUCAGAACAUGGCGCGAUUGGGACUCUAGAUAGCGCACGCGCAUUUACCUGCUUGGCACUGCUUGAACUCAUGGGCGAAGCACUCAUGUCGUUGCUCCAGGCUAUUUCGAAUGUCUCAUCCGCGGUCGGGUGCAUCAACCAUAUUCAAGAGGUUUUGAGCCAGAGCCAGCACGUAGAUAGCCGGACACACAAAGCGGAUGCAUUGCUUCAUGCCCGUGCUUCUCAACAGAUGCAGCCCUGUCUUGUGGCUACCAAUGUCUCUGCGGGAUGGGAGGGUCCCGUCAUCAGAAACAUAUCCUUCGACAUUCCAUUCGAGGCUUUGACAAUGCUCGUUGGUCCUGUUGGAUGCGGGAAGUCUACGCUUCUGAAGGCCAUUAUUGGAGAAACGCCAUACAAUUCUGGAGAUGUUCACAUUUACGCACCCAGUAUUGCAUAUUGUAGCCAGACCCCGUGGCUGGUUAACGGGACCAUCAGGGAUAAUGUGCUUGGAGCAAGCCCGUAUCAGGAAGACUGGUAUAGGAUGGUCAUUAGAGCAUGCGGUCUUGAGGCAGACAUUGCAGGUUUAACCAAGGGACAUGAUACCCUGGUUGGAACAAGAGGGGCGUCUCUUAGCGGAGGGCAGAAGCAACGAGUCGCCUUAGCGCGUGCUGUUUACUCCAAGCAUACGCUUGUCAUUCUCGACGAUGUUCUCAGUGGCGCAGACGCCAUUACUGAGGAAUACAUUUUCGAACAACUGCUGGGUCCUCAGGGGUUGCUUCGGAAAUUUGGCACGGCGGUUUUGAUGGUGACUAGCUCGUCUCAUAGACUCCAGCAGGCAGACGUCGUUAUUCGCUUGGGAGCGGACGGAUCGCUUGCAUCCUUGUUCCACAACAGGUCUCCAGAAUGCUCUGCGGACCCAUUCCAGGAGCAGGCGUUCAAAGCUAAGCCCCGAAUUGCUAUUACACAUAUGGAUAACGAAUCAAACUACUCCCUUCCCAUGUCCAAUGAGGUUUCGAAGGCAGAGGAGUCGAGGGGUGCUCUUGAUGCUAGUGAUCUGGCAACUUACACAUACUACUUUAGUGCCGGCCCCUGGCUCGGAUGGCUAGGAUUUCUUGCAGUGUUGUCUGCUGGAGUUGCCACAAAAGUAUUCCAAUCCACAUGGGUCAAGUGGUGGGCCCAUGACAAUGACGUUGAACCAAAUCGCAACAUAAACAUGAGAGUCGCGGUUGAUUGCAGUCUUGCUGUAAUAUAUGCGGCAAUGUUCUUGAUUUCCCAAUGGAUCAUGAUCCAUGCUGUUACAGCAAAGACAAUGGUUACUCUGCACCGAAAAUUGGUCAGAGCAGUUAUCAGGGCACCGAUGGCCUUCUUUGCAGCGACUGAUUCUGGGGAUAUCAUCAAUCGAUUUAAAAAUGACCUGGAGCUGAUUGAUUUCGAGUUACCUCUGUUAGUCUUUUUGACACUUGCCAACGCCUUACAAUGCAUCGGUGCAUCUAUAGUCGUCAUAGUCAAUGUGCACUACAUGGCAGCUAUCGUUCCCGCGGCAGCCAUUGUCAUAUGGGCCGUUGAAACCUUCUACCUUCGAACGUCUAGAAGGCUCCGGAUUCUUGAUAUUGAAACCAAGGCACCUAUUCUGAAGCACACCAUCGAAACAAUCGAAGGCCUUGCGACUGUACGCGCGUUUGGCUGGCAAGACCAAUGCAAGGUCACAGCGCACGCCCACCUCGAGCUCUCCCAAAGGCCAUUUUACCUGCUGAUGGUGGCACAGGUCUGGCUUGGGCUCGCGUUGGAUUUUGUGAUGAUGGGCGUCGCUGUUAUGCUCAUGGCCAUCGGGGUAGCCAAGCUUGGUGAUGUCUCCGCUGGGGAAAUGGGCCUCGCUCUAACCAGCACGAUAAGUAUUGGAAUAUGGAUGAAGACUUUGGUCAAGUUCUGGAUGAACCUUGAAACUUCACUGGGCGCUGUAACUCGCCUCAAGGCCUUUGAGCAGGGACUACAUGCGGAAGACCAGCCAGGCGAACGCAGAAUCAUGCCUGUAGGUUGGCCUUUGCAGGGCAAUAUCCAGUUCAAAGGAGUGUCUGCGUCUUAUGGUGAUCCCUUCAGUCCGUUGCUGAAAGAUGUCUCCUUUACCGCUUGGCAAGGCCAGAAAGUCGCCAUCUGUGGUCGAACAGGCAGUGGGAAGAGCACUCUUGUGGCGGCACUAUUCAACAUGAUAGAGUUAUUGGACGGCCAGAUUAUUGUUGACGGUAUCGAUAUAUCGACCAUCUCUCGACAGAACUUGCGAGCCUGUUUGAGCGGACUACCCCAGGAUUCUUUCCUAUUAAACGGAUGGACUGUCCGUGAGAAUAUGGAUUUCUUCUCGGCCAGUUCCGACCAGAAAAUGAUUGACGCGCUCACAGCUGUAGGCUUAUGGGGCACCAUUGAAAACAAGUACGGUCUAGACACGUUGGUAACCGAUGGCAUCUUCUCGCAUGGUCAAAGACAACUGCUUUGCUUUGCACGAGCCAUUGUUCGUCAUGGCAACAUUCUUGUCUUGGACGAAGCGACAAGCAGCGUGGAUGCAACAACCGAAACCCUGAUGCAAACACUUAUUCGAUCGCAUUUCCACCAGCACACGAUUCUGGCCGUGACACAUCGGCCUUCAACUGUUUUGGAUUUCGACCUUGUGCUUGUGCUUGAGAAUGGCGAAAUUGUGGAAAGCGGGCAUCCGCAGGAGCUUUUGAAGAGGGCUGGCUGGUUUUUCGAUCUUUACAACAGUUCGGAGAGCUGA